GGUGAGCACUCUCGCGAUACCUGAACGUACCGCGGCGGCCAGACGAAGGAGAGGUUUGUAAACAGGGCAGCUCCAAGAUCUCAGGGAUUAAGGGAAAAAAAUUAGAUCGUCUCCUGAGCAUCGAGGCUCCCUCCGUCUCCGCAGGCACUCUACAUGUCAAAUAUUUCUUUCAACCGGCCUUUUUGGACCGGAAGUCCUCCGUCCUGAGCGUCCAACACUGGAAGCGGCCUUUCUUACCGGAAACCCUUUUCCGGGGCAUAGGAAGACGGCCUACCUGGCCGGAAGUCCCACCUCUUUGAGAUUUCUCCCACCCUUCCUGAAGUUUUUGUUUUUUUGUUGUUGUUACCUGUUUGCCUUCGUUCCUAUUGUUUUUAUUUCUCUACCAGAGAAAGAUACAUUGUCUCCCCUCCCAGCUCCACUAAGCUGGUUUGAUAUCUCACUUCCCGAAUCAGUUCCUUCCCUGACGCCCCCAUGUAGCUGAGAAGCGGGACCUAGGGGUGGUCGGACCCCUGGGAUCCUGAAGAAGAGGCAGAGAGGGCGCAGGACUCGGCUUCUGCUCCUGCUAUCAGGACGUGACCUCCUCAGCUUUAACUCUCCUGCUGCCAUGCACCCUGCGGCCUUCCCGCUUCCUGUUGUUGUGGCUACUGUGCUGUGGGGAGCAGCCCCUAUCCGAGGGCUUAUUCGAGCGACUUCCGAACACAAUGCCAGCAUGGACUUUGCAGACCUUCCAGCUCUAUUUGGGGCCACUCUGAGCGAUGAGGGGCUCCAGGGGUUUCUUGUGGAGGCCCACCCAGAAAAUGCCUGCAGUCCUAUUGCCCCGCCACCCUCGGCCCCAGUCAAUGGGUCAGUCUUUAUUGCACUGCUUCGAAGAUUCGACUGCAACUUUGACCUCAAGGUCCUAAAUGCUCAGAAAGCUGGGUAUGGUGCAGCUGUAGUACACAAUGUGAAUUCCAAUGAACUUCUAAACAUGGUGUGGAAUAGUGAGGAAAUCCAACAACAAAUCUGGAUCCCAUCUGUGUUUAUCGGAGAAAGAAGUGCAGAGUACCUACGAGCCCUUUUUGUCUAUGAGAAGGGGGCUCGGGUGCUUCUGGUUCCAGACAAUAGCUUUCCCCUGGGCUAUUACCUCAUUCCUUUUACUGGGAUUGUAGGACUGCUGGUUUUGGCCAUGGGAACAGUAUUGAUAGUUCGAUGUAUCCAGCACCGGAAACGGCUUCAACGGAACCGACUUACCAAAGAGCAACUGAAACAGAUUCCUACCCAUGACUAUCAAAAAGGAGAUCAAUAUGAUGUCUGUGCCAUCUGUCUGGACGAAUAUGAAGAUGGGGACAAGCUGCGGGUACUUCCCUGUGCUCAUGCUUAUCACAGUCGCUGCGUGGACCCCUGGCUCACUCAGACCCGAAAGACCUGCCCUAUCUGCAAACAGCCUGUCCAUCGGGGUCCUGGGGAUGAAGAGCAGGAAGAAGAAAUUCAAGGGCAAGAGGAAGGUGAUGAAGGGGAACCAAGGGACCAACCUGCUUCCGAAUGGACCCCACUCUUGGGCUCUAGCCCUACUCUUCCUACCUCCUUUGGCUCCCUAGCCCCUGCUCCCCUGGUCUUUCCUGGGCCCUCCACAGAUCCCUCACCUUCUCCUCCAUCUGCUGCCCUGGCCUGACACCCCCAUACUUGGUACCUCUGAUGACCUAUUUGCACAAACUCUUUUUCCAGUCUAAUAAGCUGAAGGUGAGGGAUAGGGGACAUUUCCACCCCAGGUUCGUGAGCCCACCCUCAUCCUUUUUGAGGGGGCUAGGAGCCAUAGGAACUGGUCUUUGCUUCUUGGACUAAUAAAUUUGUUUUUUUUUUUUUAA
Grammomys surdaster is the source of this 1844-nucleotide messenger RNA. It is a transcript of the gene Rnf167, whose product is annotated as ring finger protein 167. The transcript has 9 exons. Bases 605 to 1651 code for a protein of 348 amino acids. The record is from RefSeq and is a predicted model, not a curated record. Gene Ontology annotation, biological process: ubiquitin-dependent protein catabolic process; protein ubiquitination; positive regulation of DNA-templated transcription. NCBI's taxonomy places the organism in Eukaryota, Metazoa, Chordata, Mammalia, Rodentia, Muridae. Gene Ontology annotation, molecular function: zinc ion binding; ubiquitin protein ligase activity. Gene Ontology annotation, cellular component: cytoplasm; nucleoplasm.